AUGUGGCGCCUCGCGCCGCUGGUGGCGGCGGCCGGCGCCCUGAGCGUCGGCGACGUGGCGCCGGCCUUCUCCGGCACGUCCUUCGACGGGCGCACCAUCGAUCUGAGCUACGCCAAGCAGACGGAGAAGGGCUUGAUUAUCUGGUUCUACCCGCGCGCGGGCACGGGCGGCUGAACCAAGGAGGGCGAGAACUUCGAGCGGCUGCGCGAGCAGUUCAAAGAAGCCGGCUACGCGAUCGCCGGCUGCUCGACGGACCCGCCCGAGUUCAACCGCAAAUUCGCCGAGGAGCACGACUUCGGCUACCCGCUCAUCUCGAAUGGGGACGACGUCAUCAAGGCCUUCGACAGUUGCAAGCAGGCCGCGUGCUCGUCGGCCAAACGGACGACCGUCGUGAUCUCGCCCGACGGCCUCGUCGUGUGGCGCGAGGACCCGUUCGACGCCGCCGACGGCCCGGACGAGCUCCUCCAGCGGCUGACGGGCCAGGGCGGCGCGUCGCCGUCGAAGAAGCGGAAGAAGCACCUCCGGGCGCACGGCGCCCACGAGUCCGCGCACCACUCCGGCGAGCACCGGAAUGCGCGCGCC
This is a messenger RNA of Aureococcus anophagefferens, 582 nucleotides long. RefSeq names its product selenoprotein (gene Prx3). NCBI's taxonomy places the organism in Eukaryota, Pelagophyceae, Pelagomonadales, Pelagomonadaceae. Gene Ontology annotation, biological process: cellular response to oxidative stress; cell redox homeostasis. Gene Ontology annotation, cellular component: cytoplasm. Gene Ontology annotation, molecular function: thioredoxin peroxidase activity. The record is from RefSeq and is a predicted model, not a curated record. The annotation marks the transcript as partial. The transcript has a single exon.